UUAAAAAGAAAAAAGGAAACAGACAAGAAAUUUGAAUUUGAAACACCGUAAAAAAUUUGUUCGAAUCCCCUUCUCCAAACCAAAAACUAAAGCCAAAAUUAGGGUUCCAAAUUUCAAUGGAUCGAGAAAUGGACAGAGAAAUUUGCGGUUGGAUUAUCGAAUUCCUUGUUCGUGAAUCAACCGACGAAAUGUUGGUGAAGAAACUGAUCCAAGCUUUCCCGCCUUUGAACGGCAAGCCUCGCCUGAAGAAAACGCUGCUUCUCCACUCAAUCAGAACCGAAAUUCUAGCCGGCAACGUUUCCGAGAGGAUACUUGAUCAUUUGGAGAGGAUCGAGCGCAUUGACCGCAGCCAAAGGCUCAGAAUCCCGGACUCCAUAAGGCAAGCUUACUGCGCUGUCGCACUUGAAUGCACUGCCAAGUACCUGCCUGGAAGCUGGGAUCGGAAUGGCAAGUAUUUGGAUGCGGUGAAGAGAAUAUGGAGAAGCAGGAUUGAAAAUCUGGAAAAAUCAAAGGCAUCCAGGUUGGUUUCCGAGCGACUGAGAAGCCGUCGACGUCAAGUGGAGGCUGCCGUGGAGGAUGAGGAGGUCGCCAACGUGUUAAUUACAAUUAAUACGCGAAAUGACGCGAUACUCACCCUUAGGGUCUAUCUAUGCGAAGCGCUCGCCUUGAUGGGUCCGUCAUUCCUUAAAAGCCAAUGUGACUCAAUCCUUUACAGAGAAAAUGGUCCGUUUCUGGAGAAGUGUAGGAGGGAUUCGCUUGCCGGAGAAUGAAAAAAAAAAAAAGGUAGGCUUUCGCUAUUUCUUUAUCUUUAUCCUUAUUCUUAAUUCUUCAAUGUGACUGACGGCAUAUAAAACCCAAGUAACGAAAACUGCUUCUGAAUUCUGAUGCUAUUAUCUAUUAAGAGGAAUGUAAAAAAACAAUCAUGUCGAACUGUUAUCUUUGGUUAAAAUCUUUCAGGAUGAAGAAAUAAAAUGAAUGAGAAAUUUAGGUUUCAUAUCCAAUAUUAUGAUAUAGAGCAUAUACAAACUUAAAUUUUCCAUAAUUACAUUCAAAUUCUUAUACUGUUAGGUUCAUAAUGAGUAGUGAAUAUGAAAUAUUUCAAGGCAAGAGUGAAUUAAAUCCAUCUCCUCAUACUCUUGCAACUACGCAGAUCUACUGAAUAUUUCUAAUUGUUGCAAAUUAAUAUUCAUGCUCAUAAGCUUUAUAGCAAAUUAGUCUAUGGAUGGAACAAGGGAGUAAAAUUUUUGCACUCUGCCUUUUUGGACGUUUCUUUUCUUUUUUGCCCUUUGAGGGGAAGGGUUUAGAGAUGACUCGAACUCCUUCAAUAUCUCUUAAAGCCUAACUUCAAUUUGUCGAAUUCAUUAUUUUACUUCAUUUUGUGCUGUGCGGGCAACAACAGAGAGGAAGGGGUGCAUGUAACUGCUGCCCUCGCCCCUCUUGUUAAGCAUUGGAGCAGCAGGUUCGAGGUUGUCCCUGCUCCUUAAGCAAGAUGGGCAAAAGCAAGUUAACCGGCACGUAUGCUGUACCAAAUGGUUAUGGAAAAGGAGAAUGUGAAAAGCUUAAGUAUCCCAAGCCAGUCUCUGUCGUAAGCCCUUCCGUGCCUUUUCUGCAAUUGAAGCUCCAGUCGUAGAGCCAGUUGGAGUCAUAAAAGUGGAAAAGUGGAGAGGAGGUUUGCAUCUUCAUCAUCCUUUUCCACAGAAGGAUCUUCUUGAUGACUACUAAAAAUUUAGUAUCCUUCUGAGUUGAAAAUGGAUUGGUUUUGUUCCCCUGUGCAUCUCUGUGGUGGCUCUGUUAAAAAGGGGCAACUCUGAUUGGAUGAAACAGUUAAGAAUUCUUUCAGAUUAAUCUUUAAGUCAAUAGAUCUCUUCUUGUUCCUCAAUCUUUGGAGAAGGCAGCAUUAUAUUAUUGUAAGUUCUCUGUUCCUAACAUUUCCUAGACGACAAGUUUUAAUUCUUCAAUGGGGCAAGUUCAGGAAAAGAUGGAGAAAAAGCAUUUCCUCUACUCUUCUCACCUUUUGACUGGUUCACUCUUGCUUCUUUCACUUUCUUACUUCCAGACAUAUGGUUAAACAUCAGAUAUGUAUUCAUCAUGGAUCAUUUAGCCUAAAUUCAUGUAUUUUGACCUAUUAAAAUGUA
Theobroma cacao (cacao) is the source of this 2135-nucleotide messenger RNA. The record is from RefSeq and is a predicted model, not a curated record. Lineage: Eukaryota; Viridiplantae; Streptophyta; Magnoliopsida; Malvales; Malvaceae.